UCCUGUUUUUGUGUGGUCCUAGGGUUUUUUUUAGACCGCGUGCGUGGAUGUUGGGAUUCAGCCAACCAAGAGAGAGAAGAGGAUGAGGACCUUCGCGGUCGUGACCGUCUUCGGUGUGCUCGCUCACUUUUGCAGAAAUUCAAAUGAGCAUAGAUUUCUUGACCAUCAACAUCUGCAAGCUCCCAUCAUAUUGGUGCUACUGCUGGGUCGCGCCAUCGCCGUCACCGUUGACGCAUAGUUCUCGCAUAGUUAUUCUUAUAAAGGCCAGCGCGGUGCUCAUCACCCAUCGCCCUUUUUUGCGGAUCCCCCAUCGCGCUCAUUCUUGUCAAUUUGGGCUGCCAGGUGCUGUACCGGGGUAUUCUUUGCGCUUCCAUUCUUUUGACCGCUCCGACACCAUUUUGGAUCCUAUCACAUCAUGGCCGACUCGGAGGGCCCAAACUGCUACGGCCCGCGAGUGGACGCCUUUGAGGGCUCGCUUGGCCUGCGCAUCGGUGCCAUCUUCGUCAUCCUCGCAACCUCGCUCUUCACGACGCUCUUCCCUGUCGUGACAAGGAGGGUGCCGCGAUGCAGUGUACCUCGACCCGUGUUUGACUUUGCCAAGUAUUUCGGAAGCGGUGUCAUCAUCGCUACUGCAUUCAUGCACCUCUUGAGUCCAGGUGUCGAGGAACUCCAUUCCGAAUGCCUUUCCCCGGCGUUUCAGAACUACGACUUUGCAUUCGCAUUCGCCAUGAUCAGCAUGUUCAUGGUCUUCAUCGUCGAGCUCAUCGCCUUCCGCGUCGGCUCGAGCUUCGCGCAAUCGCUCGCAUACGACCCGCACAAGGGCGGGCACCACCACGCCGCCGAGCAUUCCACCGUCAUGGCGUCGACGCCAGCAUCCACAACUGUCGCCAGCGCUCCUACUACCACUGUAGUCUCGACGAACAAGAGCCAGUACAAACACGAAGUCGCAGCCAACCCGCCCUCCUCGUCAUCUACCGAUGGGGACGAUGCAAUCGCAAAGGAUAUGUUACUCACCGCCGAGGACCCAGAGCUAGCCGUGGGCGCGGCCGUGUCACCCAGUGCGGCCGCAUCGCAGAUCCUUGGCGUCAUGAUCCUCGAAUUCGGCGUCAUCUUCCACAGCGUCAUCAUCGGUAUCACGCUUGGUACAACUAGCGAGUUCACAACGCUUUUCAUCGUCAUCAUCUUCCACCAGAUGUUUGAGGGCCUUGGUCUCGGCGCGCGUCUCGCCUUCCUGCCGCUACACCCAAAAUCGCUUCUCCCCUUCCUCGGCGCAACCGUGUAUGCAUGCGUCACUCCACUUGGGCUCGCGAUCGGUCUCGGCAUACGGCACACGUACAACGAGGACAGUGCGACAGCCAACUACAUCACUGGGACGUUUGAUAGCGUCUCGGCGGGGAUUCUGUUGUACACGGGCCUCGUUGAGUUGCUGGCGCACGAGUUCAUCUUCAACGAGCGCAUGCGUAGGGCGCCCAUCGGCAAUGUCCUGCUCGCUGUUGGUGAGAUGCUGCUCGGAGCAGGCGUCAUGGCGCUCCUGGCGCGAUGGGCGUGAGCCUGCCGUGUUGAUAUGAGCCGAGCCGGUAAUCACAGAAAACAUGACAUGUGGGUGGGGAGCGCUCGCUGUUUCCCCGGGCGCUGAAGCACGGUCCAUCACACCAUCAAUCCCACAAUUUCGCACCUUCACCAGUUGUGUCGCCAAGAGUCUGGUUCCAUUGCACUAUAGAGCUCAAAUACCAUUCCCCACGUCUUCAUUUCACGUCCCCAUUCGCCCGGCCCGAGCAUGGGUCAUUGGGCCAUGGGGAGCCAAAAGACACUGCAUGUACUCGUACAUAUCAUGUAGGCGCAAGUACGUUGCGCAUGU
This is a messenger RNA of Tilletiaria anomala UBC 951, 1858 nucleotides long. RefSeq names its product Zinc/iron permease. The transcript is spliced from 4 exons. Gene Ontology annotation, cellular component: plasma membrane. Gene Ontology annotation, biological process: zinc ion transmembrane transport. NCBI's taxonomy places the organism in Eukaryota, Fungi, Basidiomycota, Exobasidiomycetes, Georgefischeriales, Tilletiariaceae. Gene Ontology annotation, molecular function: zinc ion transmembrane transporter activity. The record is from RefSeq and is a predicted model, not a curated record. Bases 416 to 1549 code for a protein of 377 amino acids.